Cucumis melo (muskmelon) is the source of this 1205-nucleotide messenger RNA. RefSeq names its product ubiquitin-conjugating enzyme E2-23 kDa-like. Lineage: Eukaryota; Viridiplantae; Streptophyta; Magnoliopsida; Cucurbitales; Cucurbitaceae. The transcript is spliced from 7 exons. The coding region runs from base 408 to 959 and encodes 183 amino acids. Gene Ontology annotation, molecular function: ubiquitin conjugating enzyme activity. The record is from RefSeq and is a predicted model, not a curated record. Gene Ontology annotation, biological process: ubiquitin-dependent protein catabolic process; protein polyubiquitination. Gene Ontology annotation, cellular component: nucleus.
UCCUGUUUUAGACCGUAUCCUAAAGAUUAGAUUUUGGAUGUCUGUUUAAUAUUAUUUCCUUCUUGUUUAGUUUGAUAUCCGGUGUAAUGCUCCUUUUUGCUUGAGUGGGGAGAAGGAAAAGGCUUAUUUCUUUAUUUAUUCUGGUUGGUGUUGUCCUUUUCUCAUUGUCUAUAAGUUAAAAGAGGGGAUAUUUGUGUAGAAAUAUUACUGUGGAUGAUGGAUUAUACCCUUUGAGUAUGCUAUCGCUAAGCAUUGGAGUCAUCUAUCAGACAACUUCAAAUAUUAUCUUCUUCUGCAUAAGAUGUUAAGGAUUGAACUCUGAUCCUCCUGUUUAAUCUAGAUCUUGAUGAACAAGGGAAUCUAGUUUCUUGCGUUCUUUUGAAAUAUUUGAGGUGUUGGAAUUUGAAAUGUCGUCUCCAAACAAGCGGAGAGAUAUGGAUGUCAUGAAAUUGAUGAUGAGUGAUUACAAAGUGGAGAUGAUUGACGAUGGGCUUAGCGAAUUUAAUGUUGAAUUCAACGGUCCAAAAGAAAGUGUAUACGAAGGCGGAGUUUGGAAAAUCCACGUUGAACUUCCUGAUGCUUACCCAUACAAGUCCCCAUCUAUUGGGUUUGUGAACAAGAUAUAUCAUCCAAAUGUUGAUGAACUAUCUGGUUCUGUCUGCCUGGAUGUGAUUAACCAAACUUGGAGUCCAAUGUUUGACCUAUUGAAUGUUUUUGAAGUUUUCCUUCCACAGCUUUUGCUCUAUCCCAAUCCUUCAGACCCCCUUAAUGGCGACGCAGCAUCUCUAAUGUUAAAAGACAGAAGCCAAUACGAUCAGAAAGUUAAAGAGUACUGCGAACGCUAUGCGAAAAGGGAAAACGUGACGAAUUCAGGUGCAGAAGAUGAGAGUGAAGAAGAUGUAAGUGAUGAUGAAAGUGAUUCAAGCGACAAUGAUAUUGCUGGUCAUGUUGAUCUCUAAAGGGCCUUACUAGAUUCACUCUUUCAUUCAGACCAAAGAAAGAUGAAACACAUGAAAUGAUAUGUUCCAUCACAUGGCUUGUUUGGAAUGAAUGGAUAUUACUGUUUGUUUUUGCCAACUUACAAUUAGGCUGUAAAAUAAAGAAUGGUUUUCAUGUUUUGGGGGUAAGUGGAAGUACACUCCUAUAUAUAUGAUGUUGAAAUGUUAGUUUGUAUGUCAAAUUAAUGCCAUGGACUCUUUUCCCUA